Messenger RNA from Populus nigra (black poplar), 1033 nucleotides. RefSeq lists its product as uncharacterized. Gene Ontology annotation, cellular component: cytoplasm. The coding region runs from base 71 to 829 and encodes 252 amino acids. The record is from RefSeq and is a predicted model, not a curated record. Gene Ontology annotation, biological process: regulation of translational initiation. Lineage: Eukaryota; Viridiplantae; Streptophyta; Magnoliopsida; Malpighiales; Salicaceae. The transcript has 4 exons.
ACAUGGUUACGAGAUGCGAUUAUCAUCUCAAAUACUUGUGUAAUAAAAUAGGACUUAGCCUAAUACUCCAAUGGCAGCAGGUAUAACAAGAGUCUCUUGCUGCUAUUAUCAUCACCUGAUUCUGAAGAAUAAGAAUGGUCUAUCUGCCUCUGUAGCUGUCUCCACCAGUUUCAAGAAGAUGGUAACCAACGCCGCCUCCGCCACCAUCACGGCUAGUAGCAGCAUUAAUCAUGGUGAGUACAGGAGCAUUGCGGAGAGAGUGAGUUUGGAAAAAGAAAUAAAAAAGAGCAAAUUCAUAGCCAUAGCUGCUCCCAUCUCUGAUGAAGAAUCCGCCUUCUCCUUCCUCUCCGAGGUGAGAGAUCCACGUGCCACUCAUAAUUGCUGGGCUUUUAAGGUAGGACAGCACAGCCGUUGUAAUGAUGAUGGCGAGCCAUCUGGGACUGCCGGCAAACCUAUUCAAUCUGCUAUUCUUUCUUCUCAUAUCGACAGAGUCAUGGUCGUUGUCAUCCGCUAUUUUGGAGGUAUCAAACUAGGAACUGGUGGACUGGUUAGGGCUUAUGGUGGGGUUACAUCUGAAUGCUUGAGAAAUGCCCCUACUUGUCUCGUCAAAUCUAAGGUCCCUAUGGCCGUGGAGGUUCCCUUUGAUCUCUUAGGACUCGUGCAACAUCAGCUACAGCAUUUUCAAGUUGAGGACAUCAAGCAGGAUUAUGAGACUGGUAAAGAUGGUUUUGCCAUGAUCUCUUUCAAAGUUGAUUUUGACCAGGUUGAGAAAUUGGAGAAUGCUGUCAAAGCAAAUUGUAGCCGACAACUUGUGUUUUAUAAACAGUGACACAGACUUUGAUGAUAUUCAUACAUGCGUAUGACAAUGUCCCAUACCAACUCCAUCACGUGGAAACAGUUUCAGCACCGGUAAGUGUAUUCUUUCACCAUGUAUAGUAUAAAUCUUCACCCCUGCAACUCUUGUAGGGUUCGUCCAAUUCUUAUAAUGGAUUCUUGGUGUCUAUAAAAAAUAAAGAUUGAGUUAUGCUAAGAA